This is a messenger RNA of Plasmodium adleri (nom. inval.), 783 nucleotides long. RefSeq names its product 60S ribosomal protein L2. The coding region runs from base 1 to 783 and encodes 260 amino acids. The transcript is spliced from 2 exons. The record is from RefSeq and is a predicted model, not a curated record. Gene Ontology annotation, cellular component: ribosome; cytosolic large ribosomal subunit. Lineage: Eukaryota; Apicomplexa; Aconoidasida; Haemosporida; Plasmodiidae. Gene Ontology annotation, biological process: cytoplasmic translation. Gene Ontology annotation, molecular function: structural constituent of ribosome; RNA binding.
AUGGGAAGAGUUAUAAGAGGCCAAAGGAAGGGUAGAGGCUCUAUUUUCAAGUCUCAUAAUCAUCAUAGAAAAGGCGCAGCAAAAUUACGCCACUUAGAUUAUUGUGAAAAAAAAGGAUAUAUAAAGGGGUUAGUAAAAGAUAUCAUACAUGAUCCAGGAAGAGGUGCUCCUUUAGCUAAAGUAUUAUUUAAAAGAACUGAGAAAUAUGGAAAGAAAGAAGAAUUAAUUAUAGCUUCAGAAGGUAUGUUUACUGGUCAAUAUAUUUCUUGUGGUACUAAAGCUCCUUUAUCAGUAGGUAAUAUUUUACCUAUAGGUAAAAUGCCUGAAGGUACCUUAAUAUGUAAUUUAGAACAUAGAACUGGAAAUAGAGGAACCUUAGUUAAAGCUUCUGGAUGUUAUGCUACUGUUGUAGGUCAAUCAGAAGAUGGAAAGAAAACUAAAGUUAGAUUACCAUCAGGAGCUAAAAAAACCAUCGACGCUAAAGCUAGAGCUAUGGUAGGUGUUGUUGGAGCAGGUGGACGUAUUGAUAAACCUAUAUUAAAAGCUGGUGUUGCUCACCACAAAUACAGAGUCAAGAGAAAUUGCUGGCCUAAGGUUAGAGGUGUGGCUAUGAACCCUGUAGAACAUCCUCAUGGAGGUGGUAACCAUCAACACAUUGGUCAUCCAUCUACAGUUUCUAGAAGCGCACCUGCAGGACAAAAAGUUGGUUUGAUUGCUGCCAGAAGAACAGGUUUAUUAAGAGGUGCAAAGAAAACAAAACUUGUUGGAAAAUCUGAAGAAUGA